Prorocentrum cordatum is the source of this 630-nucleotide messenger RNA. The record is from the annotation of a GenBank genome assembly. Lineage: Eukaryota; Dinophyceae; Prorocentrales; Prorocentraceae.
AUGGCCCCGUGGGGCAACACGUGGGGCGGAGCUGGCGAUUGGGGCAAGGGCGGAUGGGCGGAGGGAGCACGGGGCCAAGGCAAAGGAUCCGGAUGCACUUGGGGCAAGAGCAAAGGCAAGGGCAAGGGCUGCAAGUCCAAGUUUCAGGACGACGGCGACAUGUUGGAGCAGAACACGGCGGACCAAACAGGUCGCAUAUGGCGUCGCUACCAGUUGCCUCGCGCUCUGCCCCGCGCGUCGGUUGACCCAGAAUCUGGGCCGUGCUUCGUGGCAGAGAACAAAAAGCAGCGAAAGAGCGACAUGAAGAUGCUCGACGAUGAGAACUUGCUGAAGUUAUUGACCCCGAGCAAUGCCCAUUUGCUUCGCCGCGUCGGCACUGGGCUUUCCGAGACCGCGGGCAACAUCGAGGCCCUGAUCAAGGCCUUGGCCACGAUCAACAGUUUCGGCAAGGCGAAGUUCACAGCAGAGGACUACUCGAAGGCCUUCGAUACCGUGGCGACGUUCAUCAAGGAGAACGAGGAGGCAUUGGAGAAGGGCUCCAUCGCCGGCAUGGUCAUGCACGGACGAGGCUAUCUGGGGGCCUGUGCUCUCCGCCAGUUGAUCGUGUGCGUGAAGCACCCGGAGUGGUGA